This is a messenger RNA of Orycteropus afer afer, 1761 nucleotides long. It is a transcript of the gene SLC43A1, whose product is annotated as solute carrier family 43 member 1. Gene Ontology annotation, molecular function: neutral L-amino acid transmembrane transporter activity; L-amino acid transmembrane transporter activity. Lineage: Eukaryota; Metazoa; Chordata; Mammalia; Tubulidentata; Orycteropodidae. The record is from RefSeq and is a predicted model, not a curated record. Gene Ontology annotation, biological process: neutral amino acid transport; transmembrane transport.
AUGCAGGACCCCUCCCAAGGGCCGCUGAAGGUCCAUUGGCUCAGCGCUCUGUUCCUGUGCAGGCUCGCGGCCAGCAUGGCCCCCACACUGCAGCAGGCGUACCGGAGGCGCUGGUGGAUGGCCUGCACGGCCGUGUUGGAAAACCUCUUCUUCUCCGCUGUGCUCCUGGGCUGGGGCUCCCUGCUGCUCAUGCUCAAGAAGGAGGGCUUCUAUUCCAGCCUGUGCCCAGUUGAGAACACCAGCAGCGUCACCCAGGACCAGUGGCCUCAGUGGAUCAGCUGUGACUGGCAGGACGAGAUGCUCAACCUGGGCUUCACGAUUGGCUCCUUCGUGCUCAGCGCCACCACCCUGCCACUGGGGAUCCUCAUGGACCACUUUGGCCCACGGCCAAUGAGGCUGAUGGGCAGUGCCUGCUUUGCUGCAUCCUGCACCCUCAUGGCCUUGGCCUCUCGGAACACCGAAGUUCUGUCUCCGUUGAUAUUCCUGGCACUGUCCCUGAAUGGCUUUGGUGGUAUCUGCCUAACGUUCACUUCACUCACUCUGCCCAACAUGUUUGGGAACCUGCGCUCCACUUUCAUGGCCCUCAUGAUCGGUUCCUAUGCCUCUUCCGCCAUCACGUUCCCCGCUAUCAAGCUGAUCUAUGAUGCCGGGGUGGCCUUCGUGGUCAUCAUGUUCACCUGGUCCGGCCUGGCCUGCCUCAUCUUCCUGAACUGUGCCCUCAACUGGCCCAGCGAAGCCUUUCCAGCCCCUGAGGAGGUUGAUUACACGAAGAAGAUCAAGCUCAGCGGGCUGGCCCUGGACCACAAGGUGACAGGUGACCGCUUCUACACCCACGUGACCACUGUGGGCCAGCGGCUAAGCCAGAAGGCCCCCAGCCUGGAGGAGGGGGCUGAUGUCUUCAUCUCGUCCCAGGACGUUCGUGGCACCUCGGAAAACGCUCCCGAGAAGUCCAUCCCUUUCCGCAAAAGUCUCUGCGCCCCCAUUUUCCUGUGGAGCCUCCUCACCAUGGGUAUGACCCAGCUGCGGGUCAUCUUCUACAUGGCCGCCAUGAACAAGAUGCUGGAGUACAUUGUGAUUGGUGGCCAUGAGCAUGUGACGGACGAGCUGAGACAAAGGGCAGCAGAGACAGUUGGGGUCUUCUCCUCCAUCUUUGGGGCCAUGCAGCUAUUGUGCCUUCUCACCUGCCCCCUCAUUGGCUACAUCAUGGACUGGCGGAUCAAGGACUGCGUGGACGACCCCACCGAGGGCACUGCCCUUGGAGACGCCAGGGACGGGAUGGCCACCAAGCCCACCCAGCUGCCGCGCUAUCGCAAGAUCCAGAAGCUCACCAAUGCCAUCAACGCCUUCACCCUGACCAACCUGCUGCUCGUGGGGUUUGGCAUCACCUGCCUCAUCAACGACUUACAUCUCCAGUUUGUGACCUUCGUCCUACACACCAUGGUUCGGGGCUUCUUCCACUCUGCCUGCGGAGGCCUCUACGCUGCCAUAUUCCCAUCCAACCACUUUGGGACACUCACGGGCCUGCAGUCCCUCAUCAGCGCUGUGUUCGCCCUGCUACAGCAGCCACUCUUCAUGGCCAUGGUGGGACCCUUGAAAGGAGACCCCUUCUGGGUGAAUCUGGGCCUCCUGCUCUUCUCACUCCUGGGGUUCCUGCUGCCUUGCUACCUCUUCUACUUCCGUGCCCGGCUCCAGAGGAAGUAUGCCGCCGGCUGGGUGGAGCCCCAGAAGGUGCUUGGCACCUCGGAGCCGACGGUGGCAUAG